GGCGUGCGGACGUCGCCAGUUGGUUUCCCGCAACUCGACGUGCGCGUGUGAGUGUGGUGCAUGAGUGAGUGACUUUUUCUGAACGUGAAUGAGUGAUUGCUCCGUUGGAUGGCUGCCUCCUCCUCCUACUCACCAACAUCAUCAUCACCACCACCACCAUCUUCCUCACCAUCCCGUUCAUUCUCCUCCUUUCUACAACCCAGGUGUGAAAAGGCAUCAUCUUCAUCUUCGUGUCUCAGGAUCCACAGAUCUCCGCCUCCUCCUCAACGCCACAACGAAGAAGAGCAGCGACGAGAGAACCGUUAAUUGUGACUUGCGCGCGUAAAAUUGCGGGAAAAGUGAGACCAGUCUAAAUUGGAAUUUUAAGUAUAUGAUUGUGCAUGGUAAAAGUAAUCUACACUUAUCUAAUUCACCUACAGUGAAACAGAUCAUCAUGUGAAACGGGUUUAUGAACACUGUGUAUCGCCUAAGAGAAGGAAAUUUCAUUGGAAAAAAUGGCCACUGAUCCCAUGAUAAGCGAAUCGUUCCAAAAUUUCAGGAAUCACCCCAGGAAAUCUUCCCUUCAGAUUAGUGUCGGUAGAUAAGUCACGCGUCAAUUAGUCAAGACACCUGGUCGUUGUACCUGGAUCUAAAUCUCUACCAAAACACAAUUCUUUUGGCCAUAUGGUUUGAGGCAACUCUGAGGAACACUCGAGGAACACGAAAAAUGAAAGUGACCGUGUACAGAUAGCAUAAGAUGUUCUCCAUAAAAAGACAACUUAGUGUGCAAUUGCUUAUCAUAUAGAUAUAAGUGUGAGGUUCUUCGUUUUUUUUAUUAUCUCACCUGGCUGAAAGUUCAAAAAGAUGCUGUGACAUUUUUUUGCUCAUAUAUAAUAUAGCUCACUGUACAAAAUCUCGCGAGACGGUAGGCGAAUGAAAAGGUCGACUUGGGCGAGUCCCGGGAAAACUAGGAGAGUCACCGCAGCUGGUUCAUAGAAAACGGGGGAGAUGGCUGGGCGUGGCUUCCGCCGACCGUACGCUAGGCAGCGGAGAGAGAGCGACGAAGGCGAAGAGGAAGGGUUCCUAUACUGCCUUAUGUAUUAUUUCGACGAGGCACGGCGGGAGUCGGAGGACAGCGGCGACAGGAGAGCUCGCAGGAACAGGAGGUACAACGAGGAUGAGGAGGAGCAGGCCUCCAAGAAGAAGGAGGAUGAGGAUGAUGAGGAAAUGCUGAAUCCACUGGUGUAUCGGGAAUCCCUGACGGGGAGGACAAUGCGAGGGGGCAUGAUGAGACGGGCAUAUACCCCUGACAGGGAUGCCCUGAGCAGGUCCUCCGCAGCAACCUCCCUCAGGUCACGGUCCCACUCACAGCCGCCCGAGAUCAACCACAAUGACGUCUCAAGGCGCACGCGCAAGAAAAAAUAAAAAUACCUUUGGUGUUUUUUUUUUUUUUUUUUUUUUUUUUUUUUGUUUUUUUUGCUGAAUCCAAAAAGAGCCAUUUUGUUUACGAUAAAUGAAGAAUAUGAUGAGAAAUUCAUUGAAAUAUUAUUUAGAAUGAUUUACAAAAGAUAAAAUCGAAAUGAAAUCAUACACGUAUCUAAACAUUUAUUUAGAAUUAUUAUUAUAAACAAAUUGGAAUAACAUAAUUUUUGAAGUCAAAAGGAAAAAUGAUGAUGAGUCGUGAAAACAUAAAAAAAAAAAAUUAGACAAU
This is a messenger RNA of Macrobrachium nipponense, 1690 nucleotides long. RefSeq lists its product as uncharacterized. Bases 988 to 1404 code for a protein of 138 amino acids. NCBI's taxonomy places the organism in Eukaryota, Metazoa, Arthropoda, Malacostraca, Decapoda, Palaemonidae. The transcript has 4 exons. The record is from RefSeq and is a predicted model, not a curated record.